Messenger RNA from Symbiodinium pilosum, 222 nucleotides. NCBI's taxonomy places the organism in Eukaryota, Dinophyceae, Suessiales, Symbiodiniaceae. The record is from the annotation of a GenBank genome assembly.
GUCUUCACCUAUGUUGGCUUUCGCAUUGGCGGCUUGGGCUAUGGGCCGCGCUUCCGAUGCCUGAACCCAACGCAUGCCCUCGCCGUGGGGGAUGACAUUGGCUCGCUGAAAGCCGUCGCGUGCCUGCGGAUCUCAGAUGAGGCCGACGACUGGGAAAAGGAGCUGCAAUACCACCCAGGCAUUCUGGAUGGCUGCCUGCAGUCCCAGAGCGCCCUAGGCUGA